AUGGGUACGAAAUGUUCAUGCUUAAAAGAAGAAUCCAAUGAAGCUCAGCAGGUAACUCUUGAAAGCGGCCCUCGUGAGCGAGAUAAAAAGCUUAACUCUUCCAACAAAUCCCAAGACAUUUCUCUAAUUAAAUCCAAAUUUCCUUCAAAAAUCGACAUAGACGACCUUAUCAAGCUUCAAAGUUUCCUCCGAGGCUACAUUGACAGAAAAAACCACAAAACUAUCUACACCACUCUGCAAAUAGAAAUAAAACGGCCUGAACCCAAACCUCACCAGCAAGAAACCCAGCCGCAGCAAAAAACUUUUAAUCGUCUCACUUCUUAUAACAAUUCUGAGCCUGACACCCCUAUCAUAAGAACCGAUCUUAAGCAGCUUCCAGAAUCCCUCGUCCCAGACUACUCCACAAUUGCUACCCGUCAAGUCGAAAGCAUUUUAGGCCCAUUUGUGACUACAAACACCCCUAAUGACUCGACCACAAAGAUAAAGCGAGGUCCUUGUGAAAUAGAAAAUUGCUCAAUUUAUACUGGCGAGUGGAAUACUAAUAACCAACGCCAUGGGUACGGAAUUCAAAUUUGGAGUGACGGCAGUAAAUAUGAAGGAUACUGAAAAAAUGAUAAAGCCAAUGGAAAAGGACGGCUUAUUCAUGCGGAUGGAGAUGUUUAUGACGGAGAAUGAAAAGACGAUAAAGCCCAUGGUUUUGGGAUAUAAAAAUUUCCCUUAAUUAUGUAUAUUAAAACUAUAAACUAUGUUUUUUUUAAUAUUUAUAAGAAAAAAGUAUAUAUAUUCAUUCUGAUGGAGCCAGAUAUGAAGGAAUGUGGGCUGAAGACAAACAAUGUGGCCAAGGCAAAGAAACAUGGCCUGAUGGCGCUGUUUAUAUAGGAGACUACUCAGAUGGCAAAAAGCAUGGAAAAGGGAAAUUCGAAUGGGCAGAUGGAAGUAAAUAUGAAGGAGAUUUUAAUGAAAAUAAUAUAGAAGGGAUAGGCACCCAUACCUGGAAUGACAAAAGAAUGUACCAUGGGGAGUGGAAAAACAAUAAAAUGAACGGAAAAGGCCUUUUCACAUGGAGUGAUGGCAGGAAGUAUGAAGGGGAGUAUGUUGAUGAUAAAAAAGAAGGCUUUGGAAUUUUUGUAUGACCUGAUGGGAGGAAGUAUGAAGGACAAUGGUUUAAUGGAAAACAGCAUGGGAGAGGUCUUUAUUAUGCAGCGAAUGGGAGUAAAAGAGAAGGGGAAUGGAAAGAAGGGAAAAGGACGAAGUGGAAUAAUGAUAACGAUAGUUAA
Blepharisma stoltei is the source of this 1277-nucleotide messenger RNA. NCBI's taxonomy places the organism in Eukaryota, Ciliophora, Heterotrichea, Heterotrichida, Blepharismidae. The record is from the annotation of a GenBank genome assembly.